Messenger RNA from Pararge aegeria (speckled wood butterfly), 1925 nucleotides. RefSeq names its product guanine nucleotide-binding protein subunit alpha homolog (gene cta). The record is from RefSeq and is a predicted model, not a curated record. Gene Ontology annotation, molecular function: GTPase activity; guanyl nucleotide binding; G-protein beta/gamma-subunit complex binding. NCBI's taxonomy places the organism in Eukaryota, Metazoa, Arthropoda, Insecta, Lepidoptera, Nymphalidae. Gene Ontology annotation, biological process: adenylate cyclase-modulating G protein-coupled receptor signaling pathway; Rho protein signal transduction. Gene Ontology annotation, cellular component: brush border membrane; heterotrimeric G-protein complex. Bases 171 to 1298 code for a protein of 375 amino acids. The transcript is spliced from 3 exons.
AGGGGUAGAAUGCGUGUGUACGUCCUAUUCCGGAUAUAAACUUUAUUUUAUUGUUAUCGAUUCGCACAAAGUGUUACAUUAACAAUGUGUGUAUUAUAAACGUUAUGUGUUGUGUUCAUGAUAUCUUACUAAGCGUUUUUUUCCUAUUUGAGUGUCGAUAAUCAUGCAAAAUGGCCAACGAUAUGUGGUCAUGUACCUGUUGUACCGAGGCGCUGACUUGUUGGUUGCGUCUCAAGCUGUCUCCAGAGGAGAUAGAGCAGCGGUACAGAAGCAAGGAGAUCGAUAGGAUACUAGAGAAGGAUAAACAGACGUUGCGGCGACAGGUCAAACUUUUGCUGCUCGGUGCAGGAGAAAGCGGAAAAUCGACAUUCCUGAAGCAGAUGAGGAUCAUACACAAAGUGAAGUUCGAGCCGGAACUGGUGCGCGAGUUCCAGCACGUGAUAUACCAGAACAUUGUAAAGGGGAUACAGGUGUUAGUGGAUGCGAGGGAUAAGCUUGCGAUUCCUUGGGAAAAUCCGAGGAAUCUGGACAUUGGGCAGCAGGCUUUGCAUUUUAACAGUACGGCGUCGCUAGACAGCCGAUUGUUCAUGCAUUAUGCGCCGCAUAUACACUCGUUGUGGUUAGACAGAGCCAUAAAGAGGGCCUAUGACAGGCGGAGAGAAUUUCAAUUGAGCGAUUCAGUAAGCUACUUCUUCGGUGAGCUGGAGCGCAUAGCGAGGCCGGACUACAUGCCCUCGCACCAGGACAUCCUCCACUGCCGGAAAGCCACGAAGGGCAUCACGGAGUGUACGAUCAACAUCAACAAUGUGCCAUUUGUCUUCGUCGAUGUCGGCGGACAACGGACGCAGAGGCAGAAGUGGACACAGUGCUUCGAUUCCGUCACGUCGAUAUUGUUUCUAGUUUCGUCCUCUGAGUUCGACCAAGUGCUAUCGGAAGACAGGAAAACGAAUCGUCUCGAGGAGGCGCUGAACAUUUUCGACACGAUCGUGAACAAUGUCAAUUUCAAGGGCAUCUCUAUCAUACUUUUUCUCAACAAGUCGGACCUGUUAGCGAAGAAGGUCGCCAGCAGUGAGACGGACAUCCGCUGGUAUUACCCCCAGUUCGCAGGUGACCCCCACAACUUGAGAGAUGUGCAGAUGUACUUGCUCAACAUGUUCGCGAACGUCCGGAGGGAACCAAAGACAACCUUGUACCACCAUUUCACCACCGCCAUAGACACUCACAACAUAGAGGUCGUAUUUAAUUCCGUCAAGGACACUAUCCUGAAUCGCAAUCUCGAAUCUCUAAUGCUACAGUGACAUAUGUCAUGGACUAAUAAUGAUUGUGAUAAUUUCUGGCAAUACUGCACUGUUUUAUCUGUUCUAUUAGUAGGUGAUUUUGUGCGCUCUGUUGUCAUUUCGUUUUAUAUUCUGCAUAAUAUGAAAGCACAUUUUAAAAGACAAGGAAUGUGAUUUUUUUAUUAUUUCUUUAUUUUAGAGCUUUAUCGUCGGCCUACUCUCGGUAGCUUUAUAACGGUCGAGAGAGCGCGGGAAAUUUUGGGGAGUUGCUUGAUAAAUGCUAAAAGUUUUUUGAGAAUGGGUAGUACCUGUAUUACGUAGCAUAGUAUGGCAUAAUCACUGAGUAUGACAAUUCUGACAUUUCUGAUUACCGGCCCGUGAUAAAGACCCGAGAAUUAUAAAACUAGAAUUUUAAAAUUUCUUGAUAGUGAAUAAAUUGUUUUGAGCAAUGGUACUUUUCAUACAUAAUAAAGAAACAAAAAAAAAUUUAGUGUGAUCCGGCCCACCUAGUCUCUCAACUAACUCUUGAUUAAAUAGUUAAGCUAGCAUAUGAAAAUAUAUCAGAGAUGUUUCACUUCUUUCGCGUUUACGGAAAAGCGCAGCUUCUAUUUUCUUGUAGAACAGUUAAAGAUAAAAAUUUUGAUAUAU